AUGGCUUCUCCGACCGUCCUUGCGGCGGGCCUUUUGCUGGCCCUGCUUCUCUAUCACUACGUAAUCCAGCCUUACUGCCUCUCGCCAUUAGCGAAGAUCCCCAACGCGCAUUUCACCGUCCCUUUAUCCUCUGCAUGGAUUGAACGCCGACGCGCUGCCGGAAAAGAGGUGCACACGAUCUACGACGCCCAUCGCAAGCAUGGCUCCGUGGUGCGACUCGGUCCCCGCGAGCUGAGCGUCAACUCCCUGAGCGGCCUGCGAACGAUCUACACGGGCGCAUUCGAGAAGCAUCAAUGGUACAACGAUCUGUUCGUCAAUUUCCACACCGAGAAUAUGGUGGGAAUGGUGCACAAUCAGCCGCACGCCCGCCAGAAACGCAUGCUCAGCAAGAUCUUCUCCAAGUCGUUCCUCCAGGACUCCCCCGACCUCCGUGACCUCUCGCGCAUCGUGCUCUCGCAGCGCCUCCUGCCCAUCCUGCACCGUGCGGCCAGCGCCGGCGACGUCCUCAAUGUCCUGCCGCUGUUCCAGGCCGUCGGCAUGGACUUCACGUCCGGGUUCUUGUUCGGCUCUCGCAACGCCACCACGUGUCUGUUCGACCUGCCGGAAUGGAAGCGCUGGCUGGACGAGUACGAGCAGUUUAAGGAGAUGAGCCGCGACGACCGCCGAGACGGAUUCAUCGAGUCGUGGUGCCUGUCGCUGUGUCGGCGGAUGGAGCACAACGACCAUCCGAACGACGUCCCCAUCGCCACGAGCCCCGUCGUAUACGAUCAGCUGCGCGACAGCCUCGAGAAAGACCCCGACAGUCGACCGCGCGAACUGGCCAUCGCCUCCGAGCUCCUCGACCACCUCGUGGCCGGCCACGAAACCACCGGCAUCUCCUUCACCUACAUGAUGUGGGAGCUGUCGCAGCGUCCGGAUCUCCAGGAUGAGUUGCGCCGCGAGCUGCGCACGCUGAGUCCGCAGCUGAAGUUUCCUGCCUCGGACGGGAAGAUGGACGCACUAUUGGACAUCCCCAAUGCGUCGGACAUCGACGCCCUCCCACUUCUGGACGCCAUUCUUCGCGAGACCCUGCGUGUGCAUUCUCCGGCCCCGGCCCCCUUGCCGCGCGCGACGCCCUACACGAAAGACGGUGUGUCCUUGGAUGGAUACGAUCACAUCCCCGGCGGUAUCCGCAUCAGUUCCUCCUCGUACAGCCUGCACCGGAUUGAAGAGGUGUAUCCGGACUCGGAGCAAUGGCAGCCUCGACGGUGGCUGGAGCCGGAGGGGAAGAUCCACGACAUGAGACGAUUGUUCUGGCCGUUUGGCAGCGGAGGGCGCAUGUGUCUGGGGAGUAACUUUGCUCUGCAGGAGAUCAAACUGGUGAUGGCCGCGGUGUAUACGAACUACAAGACCGAGAUCAUCGACGACGAGAACAUCGAGCAGGACUUCGCUUUUAUUUCUCUGCCGGUCGGACGCAAAUUAAUGUUGAAGUUCACGCCGGUGGGAUGA
This is a messenger RNA of Aspergillus steynii IBT 23096, 1488 nucleotides long. Its product is annotated as cytochrome P450. NCBI's taxonomy places the organism in Eukaryota, Fungi, Ascomycota, Eurotiomycetes, Eurotiales, Aspergillaceae. The record is from RefSeq and is a predicted model, not a curated record. The transcript is spliced from 2 exons. The coding region runs from base 1 to 1488 and encodes 495 amino acids. Gene Ontology annotation, molecular function: iron ion binding; heme binding; oxidoreductase activity, acting on paired donors, with incorporation or reduction of molecular oxygen.